Molecule: messenger RNA, 1757 nt
Organism: Humulus lupulus (European hop)
Lineage: Eukaryota; Viridiplantae; Streptophyta; Magnoliopsida; Rosales; Cannabaceae
Product: putative E3 ubiquitin-protein ligase XBAT34
Exons: 9
Coding region: 172-1656 (494 amino acids)
Molecular function (GO): protein binding
Source: RefSeq, a predicted model, not a curated record
AGCUGAAGGAAAAAGACACACACAAAUCCCGCGAAGGAGACACCUUCUCUGUUAAGCUUCUGAGCCUGUUGGGUCUCGACUCUCCUUUAAAUUUGAUUAUUUUCUCAGCUCUUUUCAUUUUCUUUCUCUUUCUCUUUGUUGGGUUUUUCGUAAAAAAAGGAAAAAGGAUCGAUGGGCCAAAGUCUUGAUUCAAUGAGGCAACCGCAACAAGAACGACAACGUUCCAAAGCCGAGUUGCUCUACGAUGUAGUCGCUGCUGCCGGCAAUGUCGACACCAUUAAGGUUCUCUUCUACGAGGGUGCCAGCCUUGAGUGGAUUGAUAUAGACGGAAAAAAUCCUCUGAUUGUGGCGUGCAUGAACCCCAAUUUGAUUGACUGUGCAAAAACCCUGAUUGAGUUGGGGGCCAAUAUUAAUGCUUACCGUCCUGGUCGUCAUAAUGGUACUCCUUUACAUCACGCUGCAAGAAAAGGCCUGGAAAGGACUGUUGCAUUACUUCUCUCCCAGGGAGCAAAUGCUUUAGUGCGCAAUGAUGAUUGUCAAACCCCACUUGAUGUUGCUAGACUAAAUGGGCAUGCUGAUGUUGUCCGGACACUUGAGAAUCAUAUAUGCUAUUUCUCCGGUUGGGUCCGGGAGAUUUACGGUCCAGGUUUCCUUGGAGCGCUAGCUCCACAUCUGUUAUCAAGAAAAAUUUGGGUUGUAGUUAUUCCUCUCGGCCCCAAUAAUCGUGCAAGGCUUCUAAAGUUGGAGCUUGCUGUAUAUUCUACUUUAGAGGAUGCCCAGCCUUCCAUGGUCAUUUCUCUCUGGAAGUCCCGAAUUGAGAAACCUAAUCUGAAUCAAACAGAUCUGACACUCACUAUAUCUGAUGAUUCUACAAAAUGUCGGCUUAAACUUGCAUCUGCCAUUCAGGGUGAUAAGCAGCAAAUUCCGUCAUUAUAUGCAGCAUGCCAAGGAACUUCUCAGGUUAUGUACCCCUCUGUUAAUCAUGGGACCGAGAAUUCGGUUGCAGCUGCAGAAUUGGCAACUUCGUCAAGUAACUCUGUUCAAUCUGCAUCUGGGGCUACACCAAUGACUCCUAAUUCUCAUCGGACUCCUGAAGAGUCCAACACAAAUGGUUGGGGAAAGUCUGCGAGCAAUGACAGUCACAAUGAGUGGGGUCCAGUUGUUAGACCUUCGAAGGCAAACACUAGAGGAUGGAUGGAUGAACAAACUAAAGAUGACUACAAUGGUUGGAGCGUCAAUGAUUCUAGACCACUUGGAAAUCGAACUAAACAUGCUCAAACUAAUGAGGAAAGUACCUCAACUGGGCACAUUAAUCAAAGCACUUAUGCAUCAGUUCCAUCAGCUCCAUCUGCUCCUCCUAUUCCAGAGGAGCAUUUAUUCGAAGGGCCAAUCCAUUAUCCAUCAAUAGAUCUUUCCACUGAUGUUUCUACUCAACCUUUAGACAAUGAAGCUAAUUCAUCAAAUGGGAAAAAAGAUGGAGGCGAUUCUUCUUCCUCAUGUGUGAUUUGUUGGGAAGCUCCAAUAGAAGGUGCGUGCAUUCCCUGUGGUCAUAUGGCUGGUUGCAUGUCUUGUUUGACUGAAAUCAAAGCCAAAAAAGGUGUUUGUCCAGUAUGCCGAUCCGUUAUGGAUCAGGUAGUAAAAAUCUAUGCUGUUUGAUGAUUAAAAUUUGUAUAUAACAAUCUCAUAUUCUUAUAAAAUUUUGAUUCAUGAGCUAGUUAUUUAACAUUCAAUAAAAGUUUGGUUGCAUAGAACAUCAA